AUGGGCCGAGCCUGCUUGCGGUGGCAAAAGCCGGAGAAGGCGGCGGAUGAGGCCGGGGAUGCAUCUGCUGCAUUCGCUGCCAAAGUGGGAAUGAGCCAGCAAAGAGCCGCAGAAGUGGCGGCAGCAGCAGCCGGUGAGACAAUGACAUCAGCUCUGCUGGACGAUGAUUGCUCCGUGAAGGAGGUCGCGCUCAGGGCUGGGCGGGAAGCUGCUCGAUCGGCAGAGGAGUGGGGCCUGGUUCGACACCGGGCUUGGGAGGCCGGCGCCCUUGUCGCUGUUCGGGUACUCGGUGGAGAGGCCAGCGCAUCUGGAAAACCGCUGGACAGCAUUGUCUUGGAUGCUACGGAAGUUGUGAAAUUUAUCGGAAAUGGAGGUAACCCGGAGUCCGUGAAGCAGGCUGCAAGAGGGCUGGGAAGGUAUUUCUUCGAGCUGGAGUUGGAGCUUGGAAAGCCAGCCCUAGAAGCGGCUGCGCAUGCUGCCAGAUUCGGUGCAGCAGCAGCGAAGGGUCGGAUGUCGCGGCAGAAGGCUGGCGGGCUGGCAUGCAGCUUAGCCGCAGAUCUCAUCAGGAAAGAGCCUUCGACGGACGUGCUCAUCAUUCAGGAUGCUGCUUUCAACGCGGGGCAGGAGGCAGGCUUGGAUUUUUCCAAAGCACUGGAGCUCUCGACGGUGGAGGCCGGAGUCGCCGCCGGGCACCGAAGCUUGAGCUCCGGCGCUUCCUUCCCCGAUGCAUCCAAAGAAGCCGGGACCUGCGCCAAUGACAUGGCCUCCAAGAAGAACCUGCCCAGCAUGCUGAAUGCGAAAGUAGCGGCCAAAGCUGCAGCCCGUUGCGCAGUCGAGUCACCGAGUUGCCGAAGCCGCUUCGAUGCCGGGGCCGAGGCAGCCCAGGCAGCCUUUGAAGCGGCGCAGGCGGCAGGAGCAGCGGAGGCCGCAGCGGCAGAGCUGGCUGCGAUUUGUGCCGCCGAAGCCGUGGCUGAGGCAGGUCUUGGGCUUGGCCUCGAUGCAGAACGCAUUGCCGAGGAAGCAGGCCACGAGGCCUUCCGAACAGCCGCCUCGCACGGCUUGGCAUUUGCGCCGCGAGUUGCGGCCCGGGCCGCUUGUCUCGCUGCGCAGGACGCCAUGGACAGCGAGCACCCACCUGACCUGGCGAUCGCAGCUGCAGGCCGCGCCGCCAUGUCUGCUGCCGCAGCUGCAGGACUCGAGGUGAAAGAUGCUGCUGAGACUGCUGCUGUCGCCGCUGGAAAGGUAGCAUCAGAUUUGGAAAUGGACGCUGGAGCGAAGCUGGAGGAUGCCGCAGCUGCUGGUGCUCGGGCCGCGGCCCAUGCGGGCUCUGCGGCGGGGCUGGCACCUGCAGAGGCCGGCCGUGCUGCUGCUUUGACAGCAGCCCAUGUCGUGGCCGAGAAUUGGACCGGGGAGGAGGCUUCGGAGGAGGCUGCACUUGUCGCAUGGCGCGUGGGAUUGACCCAAGGUCUGAUGCAUUCAACUGCCCUGGAGACAGCGUCUGCUGUCGCCGCGAAGAUCGCGGGCACAGCCUCCACAGCGCGGGGCCGCAGCGAGUCGCAGCCGGCUGCCGCGGCGGCUGCGGCUGCAAGGGCCAGGAUCGCUUUCGAAUUCUUGGUUAACAAGGGCCGAGCACCUGAGGCAGCCUUGGAGGCAGCUGGCCACGAGGCCGCAGAAGGGAUCGAGGCCUCGGCCGCCUCGGCAGAGGCCUGUGGCAAGGCCAUCGCCAUGACCCUGGGCAGACUGGCGGCGGCCAGCGAUGGUAAAAGAAGCCCAGAAGAGCAAGCUUCAAAAGCAGGGGCAGCCGGGGUCAAGGCUGGGAUUGCCGCAGGCUUGCUGCCAGGGCCAGCGGUCGACGCUGGUAUCGGGAUUGCAGCACACGUGUUGAUCAAGCGAAGGCCGGAUGAAGACCUGGCAUCUCGCGCCUUGGCACUGGCUCACUUGGCACGGUCGCUUGGGCUUUCCGCAGGGCUGCAACCAGCUCAGGCAGCCGAGAUGGCAGCCACAGCCGUGGCCUCGCGGACCACUUGCGCUGCCAUGACGGCAUACGAGGAUCGUGCAACUGCGUUGCAUCAAGCCUGCGAUGCUGGCCUCCAGGCUGGAGAUGCUGUGGGCUUGACUCCAGCCCGCAAUGCUGAAGUAACCUCCCUUGCUGUGACGUGGGCGGUUCUUGACGCAACAUUGACUGCAUCGACAAACACGGAGGACGUCUUGCAGGUGGCAGAGCAAGUAGUGCAGCAGACUGGCGAGCUUGGACAGACAAGCACAGAACGAUUGCAGCAGUGUGCGGUGAAGACGGCGGCCCACGCAGCAGCUUGUGCAAAGCUCCUGCAGGGGGCAGCACCACAGGCUGCAGCUAGUGCAGCUGCUGCAGCCGUCAAGGAGGGCCAGAAACACAAGCUGCCAUUCAAUGAUGUUCAAUGCUUGGCUGUCGCAGCAGCCGGACGUGCUGCCACAUUGGACGCUAUGGCAUCAUGCUGCAGUUCGGAGCAGGCUGUGCAGCAGGCAGCCGCAGCGGCGAGUCGUGCUGCCUUGGAUGUUGGGCUCCCUACAGAAAAGGCUCUCGAGUGUCAGGCCCUUCAUGCAGGCGGCGCAGCUGCGCAUGUAGCGACUGCGGCCGGAAAAGGACUAGACGAGGCAGCGGCCGUCGCUGGCCAUGCAGUGGUUUCCAUGGCAUUGGGGGCGGGAACGAACCCUGGCACGGCAGCCACUGCAGCCGUGGCAAUGGUUGCUAGAUUUGCACUUGAACAAGGCUUGACCCUGAAGACAGCCAGCGUCGAAGAAGCUUCUGCAGCCGCGGGGAGAGCCGCUGUUGCAGCUGGCCGGCUGGCAGGAAUGUUUCCUCAAGUGGCAGGCGAGGUGGCAUUGAUAACCGUGGCACGUGUGGUUGGGCAGGAAGGCUUGGACAAGAGCUUCAGUUUGGAGGAGGCCGUGGAUGAAGCAGCCAAAGCAGCAAAGAUGGCUUGGCUUGGUGCGCACUUGGUGCCUGACCGCGCAUCCUACCACGCAUCCAUCAGCGCUGGAAUGUUCUGGGGCAGAGCUCUGCUCACAAAGGGCGCGAGUCUGAACGAGACUGCCGCUUCAGCAGGUCAGGCAGCAGCAGCUGCAGCUUUGGAUUUUGGCUUGGCGAUAAGUCAAGUCGCGAAGUGCGCAGCUUUAGCAGCAGGCGCCGUCGCUGCGGAAGCAUCCUUCGCUGCAGGGAAGCCUGCAAAUGUCGUGGCGACUGCAGCCGCCACACAUGCCUUCACAGCGGCAGAGUCGCAGGGCAUGAAUCGAAAGGCUGCUGCAGAAGCUGCAGCUCUAGCUGCCGGUGCUGCUGCUGCCGCCGGCACACUGGGGAAGGGCCAACCACCAGAUGCAGCUGCACAGUUUGCCGGAGAGGCAGCAGAGUGCUUUCUGGAGAGCCACGGUUUCGGCAAGGAGGCAGCGGCGUCUGCAGCAGCACUGGUCGCCGGUCGUGCUGCCGGCGAUGCUGCUUUGGGCGCUAGCUGCUCGCCGCACGAGGCGGCAAAGCAGGCCUCAGCCGCCGCGAUGGCCUUUGGGGCUGCUCGCGGUGCAGACGCUUCCGUCGCCGCCCGUGCUGCGAGGUCACUCCUCGAGGAGUAUCCGACUGGCGGGCUGUCUUCUCGACCGCAGCUGCCGAUGGCCGCUCCGCAAGCGCCCCUUGAAGCCGGCGCGGUCCGCGCGGUGGAAGCAGCACCGGCCGAGGACGAACCCAGCUUGGCAGCGUCACCUUUGGAGCCCAGAAGGAAGGGCAAGGGAUCUGACCGUCAAGACGGGCACCAGCAGUGCCGAGAUGGCAGUGACGAAGAUUCCGAGGCACAUAGACCUGCUUGGCAGCGGAACCUCAUCAAGGAAUUCGAAGAGGUCGACGCCAUCGAAGCUGCUGCUAUCCGCAUUCGAAGAGACCUGCAGAACCUUAACGAGGAGACCGAAAGGGCCGAGGUGGAUGCUGAAGCUGCAGCUUUGAUGCUCGACCUGCGAGGAAGCGCCGCCGGAAGGCGGAGCUCCACAUCUGGAGACUUGGAGGCCAUUGCACUCUUAGCAGAACUACAUGGUGAUGCACGACGGCCAGACGUUCCGCAGGAAGGCCGUUCCUACUCAGCUACAAGCACAAGCGGCGUCGAAGAGCCUGAGAGGCUUUGGCAUCUAGAAGUUCUUCGCCUUCGGAGGGCACUUGACCAAAUGGCCAAGGAGACGCUUCAGUGA
This is a messenger RNA of Symbiodinium sp. CCMP2456, 4206 nucleotides long. The record is from the annotation of a GenBank genome assembly. Lineage: Eukaryota; Dinophyceae; Suessiales; Symbiodiniaceae.